This is a messenger RNA of Hypoxylon fragiforme, 2695 nucleotides long. RefSeq lists its product as uncharacterized. The transcript has 5 exons. The coding region runs from base 1 to 2220 and encodes 739 amino acids. Gene Ontology annotation, cellular component: nucleus. Gene Ontology annotation, molecular function: DNA-binding transcription factor activity, RNA polymerase II-specific; zinc ion binding; transcription cis-regulatory region binding. The record is from RefSeq and is a predicted model, not a curated record. NCBI's taxonomy places the organism in Eukaryota, Fungi, Ascomycota, Sordariomycetes, Xylariales, Hypoxylaceae. Gene Ontology annotation, biological process: regulation of DNA-templated transcription.
AUGGAAAGGCACAAAGGUGCAGCUAUUGCCAAGUGGGGCGCCGCAUGUUCUCCGUGUGCUCUCGCUAAAGCAAAGUGUCUGCGUUCAAGCAAAACACUGAGUUCUAGAUGUGAUCGAUGUGAACGUUUGGAUAAGGAUUGCUCUAAACAAGUACACAAGCCGAGGAAGAAGCGACAGAGCCGACCUUCCAAGACAGCUCAGCUCGAGGAGAGACUGAAUAGUCUUGUAGACCUCAUCAAAGCCACUAACCCAGGAGAGGUCCCUGCCGCACUAAGACACGUCUCCGAGAUCAGCUCGGCCGCAUCAUGCCGGACCGAAGGGACAGUGUCGUUACCCGGCCAAGAACAGGCACUCCUUGAAACUCCAGCUACCACUCCCGGCUCGAACCACGAACCGACAAGGGCGAUACCCAGCCCUUACAAUGGACACGCCCCCCGUGUAUGCGUCUGCCGCGCGCAAGCAGGCCAGACCCUCACCCUUCCGGAACCGGACGAGACUCUGCUGUCGAUAUUCGUGAACAGUCUCAUGCCGAACUACCCUUUUAUCACGCUCCGGCCAGGCUGCACAGCCGCCGAGCUCGGCUCGGAGCGUCCGUUCCUGCUCGUGACGAUCAGGAUGGUUGCGUCGUACCGCAACGUCAAGUCGAUGAGGUCGCAGAACUACUUCGUCAUGCGCCAUAUCUCCGAGCAGAUGAUGAUGGGCUCGGAGCGCUCCCUAGAGCUGCUACAGUCGAUACUAUUGGUCUUGGGUUACUACCACUAUCAUUGCAUGAUACACUCGCAGAUGAACAACCUCAUCGCGCUGGCGAAUAGUUUAGUUGCGGACCUUGGGAUUAAUAAGCCCCCCGAUCCGCAGGAUAAGGCGCGGUUGUUGGCUGGAAAUGCCGAGAAGAGAGCGCUGUGUGGUGUCUGGUACAUGACAUCGAUUAUCUCGCUCGCGUUUCAACGAAUCGACCCGCCCAAGUACACGGCUUACAUCGACCAAUGUCUCAAAGACCUCGAGGUCGGGAAGGAGUACGAGACGGACUUACUUCUUGUCCACCUCGUCCGCAUCCAGCACUUCACCGAGCGCAUCUCACAGCUAAACGAUAAAUCUCAACUCGGCGGGAAUGAUCUACCUGGCAUGGCCCGCACACCCGUGAGCGCGUAUGCGGGCAUGUUCCACGCGGAGUUGGGAAGCUUUAGAGCGGCGUUGCCGCAGAGUCUUGUGUCUAACCAACUCAUAAACUGCCACAUGAACACCGCGAUGCUCCGGCUAUGGGAGCCCCCAGGCAUCGACGCCGCACUCCUGGACAAGAUAUCCAACUCCCUCUCAUCCCUGUCCAUCGACACAGCCUCCUCCCUCGACAUAUUCUACCGGUCCAGCGCCGCGCUCAAGUCCUGGUUCGACUUCUGGCUCUCCAUCGACGUGGCGGACUACUUCAUCCUCCCCAUGCCCGCGUCCGCCCAGCUCAUCAACGCCGUCAUCCUGCUGGCGCGGUGGUCCAAGCUCUCCAGUCCCAGCCCCAACUUCGUCCCUAGCAGCUCCGUCGUCAUGCCCCCCUCAACACAACAACACCAACAACAACAACAGCAGCAGCCACCCACGGUCCGCGACGACCCCGCCUGCAGCGGCAUGAACAACGCCUCGGCGCUCGCCGCCCUGGGCGCCAAGGACAUCGACCCCGCCAUCCCCGCCGCCGUCCGCGCCAUCCGGAACCACCUGCUCUCCCAGCCCGAGCUGCAGCAGCUCGAUGUCCUGGGCAUCCUGCACACCAUGUCCGCGCGCUUCGAGCAGGCGCGCGCGACCGCCGAGGAGCGCGACCGCUCGGCUUGUGUGUGGGACAACGAUAUCUGGGAGAUGGCGGGCAGGAAGAUCAAGGGCACGCGGGUGAAGCUGGUGCGGUGGGCGGAGCUGGUGGCGGCGGUCGGGGCUGGGGAGGGAAGAAGGGGGGAGCAGCAGUUUGCUGAUGCCGCUAAUGCCUCUGCCAGUUCCAAUUCCAAUACCACCACCGUGAUAGUGGGACAAGGGGAAGCGGAUGGUAUCAGCCAAGGUCAAGGCAUGGAAGGGAACUGGUCGAUGGAUUCUACUGCCAUGCUGGAAGGCGGUGGUGGAUACAACCAACCCACCCCCGAGGGCUGGGACCCGGGCGUCGCGUGGGCGAAUGACUUCUUUGAUGGGUUGGGACUGGACCAGAAUUUCUUCUUUGAUGGGGCGCCGGAGUAUGGGGGGUUUAUAUAGGUUGGGUGGUAGGUAGGGAGAUGGAUAGAUGAAUUAAUAAUAUAUACCUAAGUAAAAUGGGCCUUGUGUAAAGGGGUAGAGAGGAAGGGAGGUAAGGAGAGGCAUGUCUAUCUGCCUACUCCUGAUCUUAGACUAUCACGUGGAUUAGAUCGAGUAGGUAGCUUACAUCAUUCUGUACUUUUGUAUACAUAUCUACCUAGGUUAGGUAGUUGUGUGCCUAUCCAGCUGUAUUCUCAUCAUACCUACCUCGGCACCUACUGGAGGUAUUUACCUAGGUUAGCUAGGUAACUCGCCAAUCACUAACAAAGGGAACAAGUGGCAAUUCUAUUUGCGUCAACUUCACUCUUUCAAUUUACUCCUCGGAGGGACUAACUCCCUACCUAAGUGACUACGUGGGUCACCAACUACUCGGUGCUAUUUGGGAAAGGGGUUCAACGACCUCUCCUCCUACUCCUCCUUGCUCGGCAGUUCGGAC